Molecule: messenger RNA, 1473 nt
Organism: Penicillium cosmopolitanum
Lineage: Eukaryota; Fungi; Ascomycota; Eurotiomycetes; Eurotiales; Aspergillaceae
Exons: 3
Coding region: 1-1473 (490 amino acids)
Biological process (GO): transmembrane transport
Cellular component (GO): membrane
Molecular function (GO): transmembrane transporter activity
Source: RefSeq, a predicted model, not a curated record
AUGACUACUUCGAAAGCAAUCGCCACGUCGGAUUCUGGCAUCGCAAAAGAAUCCGGAGACACUCAAAUCGAGUAUGCUAGCUCACUCAAGUUGGGGGAUGAGAAGGGAGACUACUCUGGUGCGACAGCCAAGACUGAUGCCAGGGAGAUUGCCCUUGUGCGCAAGCUAGACAUGAGAAUCAUGCCUAUCAUGUGGGCUAUGUAUUUUCUGAACUAUAUUGAUCGCAAUGCGAUUGCCAAUGCACGUCUCGAUGGCAUCGAGGAGGAUCUCGGGCUGGUAGGAACUCAAUACAACACCUGUAUCUCGAUUUUGUUUGUUGGUUAUCUCUUGAUGCAAAUCCCGUCCAACAUGCUCAUGUCAUCGAAGAAGAUCAGACCUUCUCUCUAUAUGAGUAUAUGUAUGGCAAGCUGGGCAAUUGUAUCAGCUUGUACAGCCUUGACCAAGAACUAUAGGGGUCUCGUUGCUGUCCGCUUUUUCCUGGGUAUUACCGAAGCCCCAUUCUAUCCAGGAGCACUUUUUCUUCUAUCGCUGUUCUAUACACGAAAAGAGAUUGCUUUCCGCAUCUCCAUUCUAUACUCUGGCAACAUCGUCGCGACUUCAGUUGCCGGUCUGAUUGCGGCCGCUACAUUCGCUACUUUGGAUCAUCAUCUUGGUCUCAAGGGAUGGCAAUGGCUCUUCAUCAUCGAGGGUGCGGUUACAUUUGGUGUCGCAGGUCUCGGAAUUUUCAUGCUUCCGGACCAUCCUUUGAAUACACGAUGGCUCACGCCCAAAGAAAGACAGCUUGCCCACGAUCGCAUCCAGAAGGACACCGUCGGUGGUGAAGAGUCCAAAGGUGCUCUUGCUGGCUUGAAGCAAGCCAUGUGUGACCCACGCCUGUUCCUCUUAGCCUUCAUGCAAAACAUGCAUCUUAGUGCCUGUGGUUUCAACAACUUUUUCCCUACCGUGGUCGGAAGCUUGGGAUUUAAUAACACCAUGACCCUUGUUCUGACUUGCCCUCCCUACGUUUUCUCCGGUAUCUGCUGUGUUGUUGCUGGAAUAACUUCCGGUCGGUACAACGAGCGAACUUGGCACAUCACCAUCUCUAUGGGUCUAGCAGUUGUCGGAUACAUCAUUUCAUGCACGACUCUGAAUGUUGGAGCAAGAUAUGUUGCUUGUUUCCUAUUCGCUAGCGGUGCUUAUGCAGUUAACUCGGUCAUUUUGGGAUGGGUUUCGGCAACCCUGGGUCAAACUCCCGAAAAGAAAGCUGCUUCUUUGUCAUUCAUCAACGUGGUUGCAAAUGCCUCUUAUAUCUACACGGCAUAUCUCUACCCCAAGAGCGAUGGUCCUCGUUAUCUUACUGCCAUGUCAUCGAAUGCUGCCUUCGGCGUAGCAACAAUCGCUAGUGCUUGGGUGUUGCGAUUCUGGCUACAGCAUACCAAUCGCAAGAUCGACCAAAGAGGUACACUUGGUGCAGAUAUUUGUUAUGCAUACUAG